Molecule: messenger RNA, 957 nt
Organism: Zychaea mexicana
Lineage: Eukaryota; Fungi; Mucoromycota; Mucoromycetes; Mucorales; Lichtheimiaceae
Exons: 3
Coding region: 39-683 (214 amino acids)
Molecular function (GO): calcium ion binding; calcium-dependent protein serine/threonine phosphatase regulator activity
Source: RefSeq, a predicted model, not a curated record
AAAAAAAACAUAUCCGAAAACGUGGGUUUCCUGUUUCUAUGGUUACGUCAUGGCAGCAGAACGAGAGAACUAAACCACACGUAAAAAAGAGUGGCGGUCUGCCUUUUUUAUUUUCCAGUGUUUUUUUCCUUUUGUUACAAACCUUUUCCGGAUCGAUCAUCAUGGGACAAGCAGAAUCACAUCUCGAAGACAUGGUCAAUUCGACCAACUUUUCCGCCGAGGAGAUACAGCGUCUGUACAAACGCUUCAUGAAGCUCGACAAAGACAACUCGGGCUCGAUCGACAAGGAUGAAUUCUUGUCUAUUCCACAGAUCGCAAACAAUCCUCUGGCGUCUCGUAUGAUUGCCAUCUUUGACGAAGACGGAGGCGGCGACGUUGAUUUCCACGAGUUUAUCAAGGGAUUGAGUGCCUUUAGUGCACGAGGUCAAAAGCGCGAAAAACUUGAGUUUGCGUUCAAGGUGUACGACAUGGAUCGAGACGGAUACAUUUCAAACGGAGAGUUGUUCUUGGUGCUCAAGAUGAUGGUUGGCAGCAAUCUCAAGGAUAACCAGCUGCAGCAAAUUGUGGACAAGACGAUUAUGGAGGCAGACAAGGACAUGGACGGCAAGCUCAGCUUUGACGAAUUCAUCAUCAUGGUCGAGAAUACCGAUGUUGCAAAGCAAAUGACCCUCGAAAGCUUUUGAGUCAACCCUCUCUCUCCGCCACGUUGUUAUUACCCACAUGUCUCCCUUUCUCCUCUCAGCCUAACCCAGCACAUUCUCCUCCAUAUCAGCGCACGAUACGUACAUGCAUAUACAUUAUGCGUUUAUACAUACGAGGUUACUUUCCUCUCUCCCCGUCGUAUAUAGUAUAUUAUUUAAUAACUUCUUCUUUUGUUGUGUCAAUACACUUUUUAUCUACUGUCAUUUUGCGUGCCAUGUGUGUAACCCACUUGUACCACCUCUCUGUAAGAGUACG